GAGAAAGCGGAAGAAAAGGAGCAGGAGAAGAAGGACGAGAAAAUGGAAACAAAAGAGCCUGAGCAGGAGAAGCAGGAUGACGACAAAGAGGAAGAUGAGAAGGCUGCUGAGGCAGAGGAGGAUCCUCCCAUGGAGAAGACAGACGUUGAGGAUGAUGAUGAGGAAGAGGAAAAAACAAGCGUAGCCGCUGAAGAGCAGGAAGAGGAAAAGGAGCAGGAAGAAGAGGAGGAGGAAAGCUAUGAUGGCGUCAAAUUCUCCCUCCUUUUCGGCAGUCAGGUGAGCAUGUGA
This is a messenger RNA of Symbiodinium pilosum, 288 nucleotides long. NCBI's taxonomy places the organism in Eukaryota, Dinophyceae, Suessiales, Symbiodiniaceae. The record is from the annotation of a GenBank genome assembly.